AUGCAAACAUUAAAAGACUACCAUAAUCUAUACGUAAAAACAGAUACACUCCUUCUCGCCGACGUAUUCGAGAAAUUCAGAGCUUUGUGCUUAGCACAGUACGAGAUUGACCCAACUCAUUGUUAUACCGCUCCAGGGGUCAGUUGGGCCAGCUGUUUGAAGAUGACCAAAGUAGAAUUGCACCUACUAACGGAUCCAACUAUGCAUCUCUUUGUCGAAAAAGGGAUACGAGGUGGGGUUUCAAUAAUCUCCAAUCGCUAUGCGCAGGCUAACAACAAGUAUAUGAGUGGUGGCUAUGACGCGAACAUUCCCUCCUCUUAUAUUGUAUAUCUGGAUUAUAAUAACUUGUAUGGGAGAGCAAUGCUGUCCCACUUACCAACAAAAGAUUUCCAUUGGUCAGAAAAUUUAGAUGUCAGUGAAAAUGACAUUUUAAACAUGACUGACGAUCAAGAAGAGGGGAUGAUAUUAGAAGUAGACUUAGAAUAUCCUGCAGGCCUCCAUGAUUUACACAAUAAUUUACCUGUCACGCCUGAGCAACUAAAAGUAACAAAUGAUAUGCUAUCUCCUUACUCACGAAGAGUGGCAGCAGAAUUAAAUGAAGCUUGGCUUCAACCAUUAAUUAACUUUAAUACCGAUAUGAGGAAAAGAGCGAAAAACUCUUUCGACAAAGAUUUUUAUAAACUAAUGAACAACAGUGUUUUUGGCAAAACUAUGGAGAAUCUUCGAAAUCGCGAAAAUAUAGACAUUAUAAUUGAUAAGAAAAAAGCACUAAAAAUGAUGGCCUCCCCCUCCUUUCGUUGUUUCAACAUCAUAGAUGAUAAUUUGGUUAUUAUUUCGCGACAUGUCACAUCUCUUACUCUGAAUCGACCAUUAUACACGGGCUUUUCCGUCUUAGAUAUCAGUAAGAUAUUUAUCUAUGAAUUCCACUACCUACACAUAAAAAAUAAAUAUGGUUCUAAUGCAAAAUUGCUAUUUACGGAUACAGAUUCUCUCUGCUACGAAAUUCGAACUGAAGAUAUUUACCACGACAUGAUCGAAAAUAUAGAUUUAUAUGAUACGUCAGACUAUCCCCAAAACCAUUUUUUGUACAGCGAUAAAAACAAGAAAGUCUUCGGCAAAAUGAAAGACGAAUUACACGGCGUUGUAGUGCGAGAGUUUGUUGGACUCCGUUCCAAAAUGUACUCUUUGUCAAGCGAGGAGGGCGAGAAAAAAACAGCUAAAGGUGUAGUAAAAAAUGUUAGAGAAAAAAAAUUAAAACAUAGUAAUUAUAAGAAAUGUCUUUUCGAGAAUUCUCGAGUAAGAGAAAACAUGAAAUCCAUCGUCUCGAAAAAUCAUCAGCUUUAUUCUGUAACUACAAAUAAAAUAGCGCUUUGUUCUUUUGACGACAAAAGGCAUAAGGUUCUUUUCGUUUUGAGGGCUAAUUUUGAGUUAUGGCUCAGAAUUGGUUUGAGGGAUUGGAAUGCACCUUCAGCCUUAGCAGAUAUUCUCGAGUUAUGA
Messenger RNA from Parasteatoda tepidariorum (common house spider), 1497 nucleotides. Lineage: Eukaryota; Metazoa; Arthropoda; Arachnida; Araneae; Theridiidae. The record is from RefSeq and is a predicted model, not a curated record.